AGCAAACAGAGUAGUUAUCCAUAAUUUUAUGAUAAAAAUAUAUUAUUACACAAUUAAUAAAACUAUUAAAAUUUUAUUAUUUAAAAAUAGUUAUAAAGAAUUUAAAUUAUGUUGGAUCUUGUCAUUAGUUCAAAAAACAAAAACGAUUCCAGGAAUGGGAAUGUAAAUGAUUAUGAUCCAUAUAAACAUCGGAAACCUGAACAUCCAACUACAAAUUUUGAAACAUUCGCGCAUUUUGUAAAAGGAUGUGUAGGUACCGGUCUGUUAGCAAUGCCUCAAGCUUUUUCAAAUGCUGGAUAUAUUGUUGGUAUUAUUGGAACGAUAGCGGUUGGUGUAAUAGCAAUUUUUUGUAUGCACAUUUUGAUUGGUUGUAUGUACAUCUUGGCGAAAAGAGAAAAAGUUCCAUUUUUAACAUAUCCAAAUGCAAUGAGAAUUGCAUUCAAAACUGGUCCACCAUUUUUAAGAUUUUUGGCACCAAGUGCUGGGUAUAUCGUGAAUUGGUUACUUUCUAUAUAUCAUAGUGGAAUAUGUUGUAUAUAUGUUGUUUUCAUUGCUAGUACAAUUAAACAAUUAAUUGAUUAUUAUUUGAUUGAUUUUGAUAUAAGAAUACAUAUGGCAAUUAUAAUCUUACCAUUAGUUCUUAUAUAUAAUAUAAGAGAUUUAAAAAAUUUAGCACCAUUUUCAACUGUUGCCAAUAUUCUAAUGUGCAUUGGUUUAAGUGUUAUUCUUUAUUAUAUAUUUAGAGAUAUUCCACCAAUUUCAGAAAGAGAUAUGUUUGUUGAUAUAAGUAAAUUUCCAUUAUUUUUUGGUACAACUUUAUUUGCAUUGGAAUCAGUAGGAGUGAUUAUUGCAUUAGAACAGAAUAUGGAAACACCGAAAGAUUUUCUUGGAUAUUUUGGUGUAAUGAACAGAGGUGCUGUAGUAGUUUUAACUUUGUACGGUGUAUUUGGAUUUUUUGGUUAUUGGAGAUAUGGAGAUGAUGCGUUAGGAAGCAUAACAUUAAAUAUUCCGAAAAAUGACGUUUUAGCUCAAGUUGUUAAAGCAAUGUUUGCCCUGGCAAUGUAUUUUACAUAUCCAUUACAAGGUUAUGUGCCAAUAGACAUUAUAUGGUAUCAAUAUUUAAGUAAAAAGUUACAAGAUCAUCCGAGAAAGAAACUAAUUGAGUUUUCAAUUCGACUUGGAAUCGUGAUGUGUACAUUUUUGGCUGCUGUCGCAAUACCAAAUAUAGGACUUUUCUUAGCUUUAAUUGGAGCAUUUUGUCUAACAUUACUUGGCAUUGCAUUUCCUGCAUUAAUUGAAGUUUGUACAAGAUUUCAAGAUAGAGAUUAUGGACGAUUUAAUUAUAUAUUAUAUAAAUGUGCUGCUUUAAUAUUAUUUGCAGUUGUAGGAUUAUUUAUAGGUACAUAUACAGCAAUACAUGAUAUAGUAAUAUUUUAUUCAAAUCCAAUAGGAGAAACUUAGUAUAAGUUAUAUUUAAAUUGAAUAAAUUAUAUUUUUAAUAUA
Molecule: messenger RNA, 1503 nt
Organism: Condylostylus longicornis
Lineage: Eukaryota; Metazoa; Arthropoda; Insecta; Diptera; Dolichopodidae
Product: proton-coupled amino acid transporter-like protein CG1139
Exons: 10
Coding region: 109-1461 (450 amino acids)
Biological process (GO): amino acid transmembrane transport
Cellular component (GO): vacuolar membrane
Molecular function (GO): amino acid transmembrane transporter activity
Source: RefSeq, a predicted model, not a curated record